ACUAGUAAUUUGAUUAAAGAUUCUGUUCCAAAUGCUGAUCGUAAUGAAAUUUUUCGUAAGAAAAAAUUCCAUAAUGUAAUGCUAAAUUUGAUAGAAACUGCUAAAAAAAAAAAAGUACCUCUGGAAGUUUGUCGUGAACAUCUUAUUGGUUUGGGUUUUACAGUAAAUUCUUUUUGUGAAGGAAGUGAAGAGGAAUUAAAUUUUCUUAUCAGAUUAUUUGUCGAAAAUUGUGCCAAGAAAUAUGCUGAGAAAUGCAACAAAUGUAA
Racocetra fulgida is the source of this 266-nucleotide messenger RNA. The record is from the annotation of a GenBank genome assembly. NCBI's taxonomy places the organism in Eukaryota, Fungi, Glomeromycota, Glomeromycetes, Diversisporales, Gigasporaceae.